Messenger RNA from Trichomycterus rosablanca, 840 nucleotides. RefSeq names its product alkaline ceramidase 1 (gene acer1). The transcript has 7 exons. Gene Ontology annotation, cellular component: membrane; endoplasmic reticulum. The record is from RefSeq and is a predicted model, not a curated record. The coding region runs from base 1 to 840 and encodes 279 amino acids. Gene Ontology annotation, biological process: sphingosine biosynthetic process; ceramide catabolic process. Lineage: Eukaryota; Metazoa; Chordata; Actinopteri; Siluriformes; Trichomycteridae.
AUGGACACGUUUCUGACAGGCAUCCUGUCCUAUGAAAAAAUUAUGGGUGUGUUUUCUUACGAAAGCUCUGAGGUUGAUUGGUGUGAGGACAACUACAAGCACUCGGAGAAUGUGGUCGAGUACUUCAACACGAUGAGUAGUUUUAUCUUUUUCAUGGUGGCCCCCGUGAUGCUCUACCUGCUGCACCCGUAUGCCAGGGAGCGAAACCUGGCUGUUCACCUGGUCUGGUUCAUGAUGAUCUUUGUGGGUCUCUUCUCCAUAUACUUCCACAUGACUCUGAGCUUCAUGGGUCAGAUGCUGGACGAACUCUCCAUCAUGUGGGUCUUGUCCAUUGGCUACUCGCUCUGGUUUCCGCGCAAACACUUCCCUUAUUUUGUUAAAGACAGGACCUCGUUCUCUCGCAUGGUGCUGGUCAUCACCGUCAUAACCACACUGUCAUCUUUUGUCAAACCAACGGCCAAUGCCUACGCCCUCAACUUCUUCGCCCUGCACAUCCUCUACUCUGUCAUAGUGGAACUAAAGAGAUGUACGGACCAGAGGGUGCUGCGCUUGGCGCGAGCCUUUAUCGGCCUGUGGGUGCUCGCCAUCGUCUGCUGGCUCAGCGACCGCUUCGGCUGCAGCUUCUGGCAAAAGCUGAACUUCUGCUACCUUCAUGGCAUCUGGCACAUCCUGAUCGUCGUGGCUACGGCGUACGGCAGCACGCUGAUCGCCUACCUGGACGCCAGCCUGGAGAUUCCCUACACGCUCCCCGAAGUGCAGUACUGGCCUCGCGAUUACUGGCCUUUCGGUCUGCCGUACAUCGCUCUCAAGACGUCGAGCAAGAGCCAGAAACAGUGCUAG